Molecule: messenger RNA, 1323 nt
Organism: Meloidogyne enterolobii
Lineage: Eukaryota; Metazoa; Nematoda; Chromadorea; Rhabditida; Meloidogynidae
Source: the annotation of a GenBank genome assembly
AUGUUUUUCAGUUCGCGCGAACGUCGUCGCCGUUCUCGUUCUAGGUCUUACGAUCGCUUUAGACGACGAAGAAGUAGAACACCAAGGCGCAGCAGAACUCCUAGAAGAAGUCGAACUCCAAGACGCAGCCGAUCAAGAUCUCCAUGGGGAGUGAGGCGGCGUUCUCCCAUUCCUGCCCGUCGUCUACCAGGACCUGAGCGCCGCGAUGUACUUUCACAACUUAGCAUGCCCUUCGAACCGCGACGCUCGCCGCCACGAGACGCGCAGAUGGACUUGACAACCGAGGAGAGAGACGAACGUACAAUCUUCAUUCUUCAGCUUGCUCGUCAAACACGUCCUAGGGAUUUGGAGGAAUUUUUCUCAAGCGUUGGGCACGUCAGAGAUGUUAGGAUUAUCACUGAUACAAAAACUAGACGUUCAAAAGGCAUUGCAUAUGUAGAGUUUUGGGAGCGUGAGGCUGUUCCAUUGGCUAUGGGUUUGAAUAAUCAAAAACUCAAUGGCGCUCCACUGAUAAUCCAAAUGUCUUUGGCCGAGAGAAAUAGGGUGGCAACUAAUGUUACUGCAACUACUAUAGGACUUGGUCUUGGGUUAUCUACUGGUCCUAUAAAAAUUCGAGUUGGCAAUUUGCAUCCAAAUAUAACAGAUGAAAUGCUUGGCGCCAUUUUUGAGCCAUUUGGAAGGUUUCGUCAUGGCGAAGAAGGAAAAAGAGCUAUGGAACAAUUAAACGGAUUCGAACUUGCUGGCCGAAGUAUUCGUGUCUCAACAGUUGAAGAGAAUGAGCCAUCAACUACAAUUAUUAAACAAGAAGAACAACCAACAGUUUCAAUCAAACAAGAAAAUGUACAAAUUGAUGAAACAAAUUCAACAUCUCGAUUACAAUUAAUUGCGAAUUUAGCAAAAGGACGUUCGGAUGUUGAAGUUCCCAAAGUUACACAAGAGGCAAUUGCUGCACAACAGGCACAUAAACAAAAUGCUGAUAAUAUUCCUUCUUUUGCCACUCAAUGUUUUAUGCUCUCAAAUAUGUUUGAUUUAGCUAAAGAAACUGAACCAGGAUGGGAUUUGGAUAUUCGUGAUGACGUUGUUGAAGAAUGUAGAAAUCAUGGAGGCUGUGUUCAUGUAUAUGUUGAUAAAGCUUCACAACAAGGAAAUGUUUAUGUAAAAUGCCCAACUGUAGCUAUUGCACACAAGUCUGUGGUUGCACUGCACGGUCGUUGGUUCGCAGGUAAAGUGAUUACUGCAAAUUAUGUCCCUGUAACCUCCUACCACGAACUUUUUCCUGAUGCGAGAACAUCGAGCGCUAUUUUACAACCAAGGCCCUCUUAA